GAGUGGAGCGGCACAAGUGAUUGGGAUAAAGAAAAUACGAGAAACAAAACCUGGGAUUGAAGCGUAAAUUCAUCAACGUCUUCUGUACAAUUAAAGCACGAGCUCUUGUUGUGUGUGUGCGGGGUUACCUCGCCGGAUUGUAGCCGUUAACGGCAGGCUGGAGCUAUUGAUGGACCUUUGAACUGGAGCUUACUGGAAUUUGGAAAAGACGUCACUGACUGGCUGAGCAAAGAUUUUGCUCACCCGCUAUCUCCCUCCCUCUAAAAGCCACACAGCCUCUAUGCUCAUCAACCUGACUGUGUCCAUCAAGGAAUCUCGUGCCUUUCAUGGAACACAGUCUGCUCUUCCCGCCGUUGCCCCUGACACUGUGGAAGUGACAGCCAUGGAGUCGUUUCCGGUGCUGGUCGCCCGUCCAACUCCUCCCCUAGCACCUCCUCCACCUCCUCCUCCUCCGCCCCCACUUCCUCCUGCGUCCUCCUCGCCUUUUAGCCGGGAGGACAGUGCCCGUCGAAGCAGGCUGAGGAAGCUGAACUGGGAGCGCAUCCCCAUAGAGAAGGUCGAGGGGAGGAAGAGUGUGUGGAACGGGGCGGCCCCGGGCGAGGACGAGUUCCCCAUAGACCUGCAUUCUCUGGAUGAGCUGUUUGGUCAGAAGGACAGUAAGCCUCAAGACAGAACGAGCACCCUGAGACGCAGGUCCGCUCUGCUGCACUGCAGAUCAUCCCAGGACAGCUCGGAAGAGAUCUCCCUGUUGGACUCCAAACGCAGUAUGAACAUUGGAAUAUUUCUACGGCAGUUCAAGAUGCCUGCUAAGGAGAUAGUUGAGGAUAUCAGGCACGGUGCUGGGGACCGUUACGGAGCAGAGAUGCUUGCAGAGCUCUGCAAAUUGCUGCCUGACAAUGAGGAGGAGUCCCGCCUGAGGAGGUUCAGUGGGGAGCGGAGCUGGCUUGGAGAGCCUGAUCUUUUCCUGCUGCUGUUGGUGGAAGUCCCCAGUUUUCGGCUGCGUCUGGAUGCCAUGAUUCUGCAACAAGAGUUUGACCCUGCUGUGACCUCUCUGUGUGUGGCAGCCAGAUGUCUGAGGGAGGCGGCCAGAGAACUGCUGAGCUGUCCUGAAUUACACUCCAUCCUUCGUCUGGUGCUGAAAGCAGGGAACUACAUGAACGCUGGUGGAUAUGCGGGGAACGCCGCUGGUUUCCGGAUUUCAUCGCUGCUCAAACUGGCUGACACCAAAGCCAACAAGCCAGGCAUGAAUCUGCUGCAUUUUGUAGCAAUGGAAGCUGUGAAAAAGGACCAGAGUUUACUGUCAUUUCCCAGCCAAAUAGGCCAUGUUGGCUCCGCCUCCAGGUUGAGUGAGGAGUCUGUGCUGGAGGACUUAACCAAGUUAAAAAGCAGAGUGGUGGCCCUCAAGGCUAACAUCCAGACUGAGGCGGAGAUCCAACAGCAUACACAACCUUUCCUAGAGGUGGCUGAGGAGCGUCUGAAGGAGGCGGAGGAUGAGGUAGAGGGCAUGAGGAUGUCUAGUCAGGCUCUGGUGGAGUUCUUCUGUGAAGAUGACAGCACCUUUAAACUAGAGGAGGCUUGCAGGGUCUUUCAUUCGUUUUGCCUCCGCUUCCAAAGAGCUGUCCAGGAGAAUGCAGAGCGGGAGUUGAAGGAGCAGAAACGUCUGGAGCGUCAACGUGAGAUCGGGGAAAAGCGUCGCUCUUUGGCUGUUUGUACCGGGCUGGACCUGAGCCAGAGCCUCAGCCUCGCCAGAGAGCCUCAGAGUCCGGAGAACCAAGAUGAGCUGGAGAAACUGCUGGAGAAGAACUUGAGCUACAGUUGGAGUCGACGUAGCCUGAGAAGCUCUGAGUCCCGCAAACACUCCCAUCACCUCCACAGUGACACCCAUCCCCAUAAUUUAGCCACGCUCAAGGGUUUCCCUGAGCUGGGCAGUAGCCCCACGUCCACCAGUUAUCACUCAAACAGCUCCUCUGACCACGAGACCCCCACUGUGCUUUGUAGCUCCCCGGAGACUGACGGCAUGUGUUCCCCCAUUGAACGAGAAUCUGCUCUGGGUAGAGGGAGCAGGUUUAAGCACAGCCGAGCAAGUACCCGGAGCAUGGAAGCAGUUCAGGACUCGCACAUUGCCAUAUUUAGUCCCUCUCAGCAUGGACGUAGCUUCACAGUCAAGCAGCACGGCUCUGAGAGUAUUUCUUAUGUGCUGCAAGGCCAAUCGAAGACAGCAGGUCUUGAAAAAGACGCUGAGGUUUCACAUGAACGCGUGGUUUCGAUGGCCACUGAAUCUUCACCGAGUUCCUGCACAAACUCUGCUGCUAUACCCGCUGAUAAGCCUGCCCUCUGUGUUAAAACACAGAUACCCAAUCACAGGCAUAGGUUUGGCCUGCCAGUGACAGACAAUACUCGCCCUGUUCAAAGUAAAUCUAAUGGCUCUUGUGUUGAGUCCGUGCCUCACUCUCUUCAUACGAGUGGAAUACUUUCUCACAGUGACACCAGGACUAGGUCGUUAAGGUACCAGAGAUCUGAGAGCCAAUCACAAUCAUCUGUAAAUGCUCCAGAGAGGGUGAAGUCACAACCACAGGCGAGAGAUAUGCCCACUGUGACAACAACCGCUAUGGCGCCUUUGCCUGAUUUAACAAAGCAGGCUAAUACAGAAGAGGCGUCAACACCUGUGGAGGAGAACUGGAUGCUCUCCAGUCUACCAGAGUUCAACCAAUCACAGCAGGAGGAGUAUUCCAACUUGCCAACUCCUGAGAGGGAGACGGCGAGGCCUUACUCACGUGUGGGUGAAACACUGGAGUGCCACACUCUGGUGAAAGGCCUCCGAUCCUACGAUGCCUUGUCACCCCCGACCUCCCCACUCCCACGACCCGCACCGAGCCUCUGUUCCAAGUGGAGGAAAGAGAGGGAGGGUGACCUCCGAGCGGGGACAACUCCAGGGUCUCCUACAUCAAAGGAGGAGACUCGAACCGUGAAGAUCCCUGUGCGUAGUGGAAUAGGGGCCAAAAGGGGACUUGUGUCACGUGCGGGGCCUUCCAAUAGCACAGGCAUUCCCAGGGUGCGCUCCAAAACUGACCCUUUAAAUGGAGCCCCAACCCCCUCUAACCAACCCACGCCAAGCCGGCUGUCUAGUCCUCGCAGUGUAUCCAUGCGUUCGUCUCCUAUCCCACGGUCUGUUCAGACUGAAGUGAAACGCAGUAAUAGCACACGGGAGAGCACUGCAAGUGAGACACAUACCCCAGGGAAGCCUACCUUAACCCGCAGGACCUCAAACAGAUCCGUACCAGAGAAGGUCUCAGACGGCACGCAGCCAGCCUUCGUCAGAGGAACUCCUCUCCGCGUGUCAAAACGACUCGCCCCGAACUCUGAGACUCAGGCGCACUACCAACCUCGUACUGCCCACAGCCCGUCCUCUGCCACUGCAAAGACCAUACGCACGGCUGUCAUAUCUGCUGCCCGAGGCAAAACUGCUAAGACAACCAGCACAAGCACCUCUCCUGCUAGCUCUAAAACCCCUCCAGCUUCACGGAUACCCGGCCCCAAAAUGCCUCGAGGUACUGCAGCUCCGCCACAGUGGAGGUGAUGGAAGUGAAUACUGCGCAGCCUUUUUCACACUUUUAAUGCCUUUUGAUGGAUUUCAGUCUAAUAUAAACAGUGUGGGUGUUCAUGAAGAGUGGGAAUGAUAAGUCAGAUGUCUGGUCUUAAGCAGCUCUAGGUUGUCUAAAUUCAACUUUUAUGAAAUGUGUGUGUGUAGUUCUGAGUGCUUAGGUGCUACACAUAUGCAUAUGAGAGGGAGCUGCGCUGCGAGCAUCGGGGACAAUUAAUCUCAUGUGCUUCACCCAAUAGCAGAGUAAAUCCUACCUCUUUUUACACACAUUUGUGUCCUUUGCAGGCAAUAGGACACCACAAGACCACUCAUUUUUAAUAUUUAGAACGGCAGUAAAGCAGUCAGUAAAACACAGCAAAGAGACAUCACUCUGUGCCUAGUCCGUCUAAGUGUGCUUUGAAAACAUUAUGUUUUACUUGGGAAACUGUUUCAAUCUCUCUAGCUUUGAAAAAAGUAGUUUUGUCCGAAAGGUUAUGAAUACUGUGACCCCUCCGCUAAGUGAUUGUUGUGUUCUCACACUUGGCUGUCUUACAGUUCGAACUGAACUCGGUACAAUAUUAAACUGUUUAUCCUCUUGUUGAGAGGCCUCAUUGUUCUGAUGCACUUUACAAACUGAAGAAGAGGCCGCGAGGAGAUGAUUACUGUAAUGUUUGUCAUUUUUAUUUUGUAUCAAAAGAUUCUAUAACUUUAUUGAAUAGCAUUGGUUGUUAUUCACUGUAUUAUGUGGAUUUAUAAAAAAUAAAGACGGUGUUCUGAA
This is a messenger RNA of Cottoperca gobio, 4358 nucleotides long. RefSeq names its product FH2 domain containing 2 (gene fhdc2). The record is from RefSeq and is a predicted model, not a curated record. The transcript has 12 exons. The coding region runs from base 281 to 3577 and encodes 1098 amino acids. NCBI's taxonomy places the organism in Eukaryota, Metazoa, Chordata, Actinopteri, Perciformes, Bovichtidae.